This is a messenger RNA of Culex quinquefasciatus (southern house mosquito), 3296 nucleotides long. Its product is annotated as transcription factor mef2A. Gene Ontology annotation, molecular function: protein binding. Lineage: Eukaryota; Metazoa; Arthropoda; Insecta; Diptera; Culicidae. The record is from RefSeq and is a predicted model, not a curated record. Bases 808 to 2235 code for a protein of 475 amino acids. The transcript has 10 exons. Gene Ontology annotation, biological process: cytoskeleton organization.
GAUUCCGUUUUCCUUGUGCAACUUCAGAGCUCUACUCGCGUAUUUUGAAAUGUCAAUGUUCGUCUAGACGCGGUCGUGGUUGGUCGUUUCGUGCGUGCGUGCGUGAAAUUUUGAGUAAAUACAGGAAGGUAGCAGCAGUAUAAAAAACUUGUUCGGCAACUUUGGCAAGAUUUCUCUAUCUGCGUUCGCUUCGUCGAGUGUGGGCUGUAGGAAAAGAGGCAAGAGAUCGUUCUUUUUCAGUAAAGAAUUUUCCUCUUAACAAAUUUUCACCGAUCGCUGCAAGUGCAAGCUAUUUAAAUUUUCGCGUUUUUCCUUCAACAUAAAAAGAAUCCAGAAAGUGUGUGUGGAAGUGGAAUUCGGUGUAUCGACAAAGCAACCUUCGAUGAAGAGAGCGUACAGUGAAUGAAGGGAAAUUCGAUUGCUUUGAUUCGAAUCGAGGCAUAACAAGAGAAAAUCCACCAGAAAGAAUUUGAUGCCGAAGAAGUAGAUAAAGAAAAUAAAAUAGUAAAGUGAAGAGUGAAACUAGUGCAGAUAUCAUUCCGGGGGGAAUCGAUUCCGCUGAAGGAAGAGGUAUAAUUACGAAAGUCAAUUCAAAGUGUAAAUCAAUGUGUGACAGAGCAGCUGUAAAUAGGGGAGCACAGCCAGCGCGGUUAAGUAAGCGCUGAAGGUCGGAUUAGUGUGGGGUAGGCAGCAGGUAGUAGGCGAGCCCAAGGCAGAAAAAUAAUCAACAACAAAAACAACAACCGUGUGUGGUGAAUUGAUUUUGUCUGAAGCCGGAGAUUCCUGUGUGGGAUCGGACACAGAACCAUGGCCCGGCUUACGGAAGAAAUGGUCAUUGCGCGAUCCAAGCAGUCGGAUUUGGGUGCUAUCAAAAAGCUCAACUGCUGGGGAAGUGAACUAAGCGAUGUCUCCAUCAUCCGACGCAUGCGUGGCGUCGAAGUGCUGGCAUUCAGUGUCAACCGGAUAAGCACACUGGCAGAUUUUGAAAACUGUAUAAACCUCCAGGAGCUGUACCUCAGAAAGAACAAUCUGACCGACAUCGAUGAACUUAUGUAUCUGCAGAAUCUCCCCAAGCUGAAGAACCUGUGGCUGGAGGAGAAUCCCCUGGUGGACAGUGCCGGCCCAAACUACCGACAGAUCGUACUCCGCGCGUUGCCAAAUCUCAAAAAGCUCGACAAUGUUGACGUCACCCCAGAGGAAGUAUCGGAAGCGAUGCGGGCGCAGGUCGCCCCAGCCCAGCCGAAACACGAAGCGUACGAAAAUCCUUCCCCUCCACCCCCUUCUGCAGCAGUCCAGCAGCAUCACCAGCAACAGCAGUAUCGCCAGCAAAGUCCCGUCGUCGAGCAAUCCCAAUCGACGACCCCGUCGUCAUCGGCGCCCAUGAUGCCCCCACCGCUGCAACAGAUGAGCCCGGAAAACACGGAAUCGGAGUGCAUCAGCGAUCCGGCCGAUCGUGGUUCACUUCCGUCGUCGCCACUGCAGCGAAGUCCGCCGAACCGGGAUAGUUACUCACCUCCGCCACAAACUCCGCAUGCAUCGCACUAUUCCAGUAAUCACCGCGGUUCCUACCACCAGUACGAUAGAUCGCCCGGCUCCGACCAGGACAGCCCCGUUUCCGGUUACAGAGAACGCGUCCCGAUUGCACCGAGCAUUUCGACACACUCCAUGAAGGAAUACUACCAGUCCGACUACCAGCGCCAGAACCCGCCCGCUCACUAUCGCCACAGCCAGCUUGACCUGACGGAAUGGGAAGAAGGAGGUGGCGGCGGCGGCGGUGGCCACACCCAGCAGCAGCAGCAUCACAUGAACAACAACAACGGUCACUCGUCCAGCCACAUCAACCAGUUCAACCAGCAUCCUCAGUCGAACCCGCAGUCACAACAGUACGGCAACUCCGGCCAUCCCCAGAACCGGCGGAGCAUCGGCGCCAACAGCGAACGGGAUCUUUACCAGUACCGCAACGGCAACGGCAAGGGGCCCGAUUCCCGAGACGAGUGGGAGGACGUUGACCGCCGGCGGAACGAGAAUAGGAGAUCGGAUUCGAGAUUUAACGACAGUGCAAGUGUGAUAUCGAAUGCCGUUCUGAACCACUUUGCCGGAGUACACCGGAGGCCUGUCAAUAGAAACUCAAACCUGCUCUCGGCCACGCUGUGUUUGGUGAAGGAGCUCGACUAUCCCAGCCUGGAGGUGGUCGAACAUGCCGUUCGGUGUCGCAUCGACGAGCUGGCGGAAUAAUUUUAAAUUUUGCUGAAAUCCCGAGCAAAACACCAACACCAAUCGCGCUGCUGUUUUAUAUUUUUCUUCUUCUAAUCUUCUACUAAUAGUUCUCUCAGUCUUGAAAUUUCACCCGUUUCGGGGGUGCGCGAACGAAUCGCAAUAACUUUAUUUCUUUUCUCUUCUAACAAUUGGAAACGAGAGCAAAUAAUCCGAGAAUGGGCCUUGUCAAGAUGCGUUCAACCGCGCGAGGGAACCGUGUUAAAUUAAAAACAAUUUGUGAUUCACUUACAUUGAGAAAAGACUUAACCACAUGCCAGACAAAAGAGCAUGGAAACAGCAACAGGAUCAUAUUGUCGCGCGAAUGAUCAACUCAAAUAAAACUGUAUUCAUUAGUAACAAAAAAAGGUGAACAACAUCAACAACAAAACAAGAAGCAAAACACAAUAAUCUGCCAACUUUGUAAUAGAGAAUCGUAAAACUAGAAAGAUAGUAGUUCCCAAGAAACUAACACCCCUCAACAUAAUGCCUGUUAAUUAUUAUUUAUAAGGAAACAUAGCUUAUUUUGUUAUGUUGAGAGAGAAAGAGAGCGAAAUAAAUUGCAGCUAUAAUUAUUUUAUACACAUCCUUUUUGGCAGCUUUAAAUGCAACCCUUACUAGCGUUUCAGUCCAAUAUCAGUACAAAUCGAGCAGCAAGUCAGGAAGAAUCGUUUUACAACAAAGAAUAGAAAAUUGAAACUGAACCAGCAGAGUGUAGCAGGUACUGAUGAGAAAGCAUUGUAUGAUUUGGAUAGUGGCAUGCAAGAUUGCAUUCAAGUUGUUUCAGUGCGCGCGCGCAUGCGCCAAAAAUCCGUUAUCAUAUGCGAAUUCGUCCAAACUUUGGGUUUUUAAGGCUCGCUUAGAUGCAGAUGUCGACAUCCUAUUGCCGGCAGGUGUUUUCAAAAUUAUUAUAGCGCAGAUGAGAUAAAGUUGCGGAAACGUUCUAAACGUGACAAAAAUCAGCGAAACAGCAACUGGGUAAUCGGCGCUGCGACGAAAAAAUAAUGCAAUGGUUUAAUAAACAAGUACUAACAAAAAUUAAA